Molecule: messenger RNA, 1680 nt
Organism: Habropoda laboriosa
Lineage: Eukaryota; Metazoa; Arthropoda; Insecta; Hymenoptera; Apidae
Gene: Droj2
Product: dnaJ homolog subfamily A member 1
Exons: 5
Coding region: 219-1406 (395 amino acids)
Biological process (GO): response to heat; protein refolding
Cellular component (GO): cytoplasm; cytosol
Molecular function (GO): ATP binding; Hsp70 protein binding
Source: RefSeq, a predicted model, not a curated record
CCAUUACUCUUCUAGGAAGUUUCGAGAACGGGUACGAACGGUAAUAUUGGUGAGAGUUCUAUGCGCUUACAACAGUUCGCCAAAUACUAUUACGUGGAGUGAGACGAGCGUUUACAGCACACGGAUAUUUUCCACGAGCGGCUUCUUUUCUGCUAAUACAGCAGGUGCAGUAUUAGUGUUAUACCUAAAGACCAUCAGAGAAAAAUAAAUCCAUAAAAAUGGUGAAGGAAACUACAUUUUACGAUAGAUUGGAUGUAAAACCUGGAUGCUCACAAGAUGAUUUAAAGAGGGCUUAUAGGAAACUUGCUCUGAAGUAUCAUCCUGAUAAGAAUCCUAAUGAAGGAGAAAGAUUUAAGCAAAUCUCACAAGCUUAUGAAGUAUUGUCGAAUCCUGAAAAGAAGCGAAUCUAUGAUCAGGGUGGAGAACAAGCUUUGAAAGAAGGUGGAGGAGGUGGCAAUAUAUUCUCUUCACCUAUGGACAUCUUUGAAAUGUUCUUUGGUGGAAGAGGUGCUCGUAGGAGAGAACGUAGGGGACAAGAUGUUAUGCAUCAGUUGUCUGUUUCAUUGGAGGAACUAUAUAAAGGCACUGUUCGCAAAUUAGCCUUACAGAAGAAUGUUAUUUGUGAUAAAUGUGAUGGUAUUGGCGGCAAGAAAGGUUCUGUAGAACAAUGUGCAACAUGCCAUGGUACUGGUAUGCAAGUUCAGAUACAGCAACUAGGACCUGGUAUGCUUCAGCAUUUGCAAACUAUGUGCACAGAAUGUAAAGGUCAAGGAGAACGCAUAAAUCCACGUGAUCGUUGUAAAAAUUGUGGUGGCAGAAAAACGAUUAGAGAUAGGAAGAUUUUGGAAGUUCAUGUUGAUCCAGGUAUGGUAGAUGGUCAGAGGAUUGUUUUCAAUGGAGAAGGUGAUCAAGAACCAGACUACGAGGCGGGAGAUAUCAUUAUUAUUCUUGAAGAAAAGGAACACGAUGUUUUCAAGCGUUCGCGUAAUGAUCUAAUUAUGAGGAUGCAAUUAGAACUGGUAGAAGCUCUAUGUGGGUUCCAGAAAGUUAUUCGUACUUUGGAUGGAAGAGAUUUAGUAAUAACUUCAUAUCCUGGAACUAUUACAAAGCACGGAGAUUUGAAGUGCAUUAUGAACGAAGGAAUGCCAAUUUACAGAGAUCCUUUCACACAUGGCAGGCUUAUAAUUCAAUUUGUAGUGAACUUCCCAAAAUCCUUGGACCCUUCUAUUAUUCCAACUCUCGAACAAUGUUUACCUCCAAGGGAAGGGGUUGUAAUUCCAGAGGGAGCUGAGGAAUGUACUCUUACCGAUUUGGAUCCAGAACAAGAAGCAAGGCGGAGAGAUCAACGACAAGUGUACGAGGAAGAUGAAAGUGGUCCCUCGCGAGUCCAAUGUGCCACACAUUAAUUCAAUUACAUCAAUCUCACAAUAAAUAUGGUCAUUCUUUUAUUUUAAACUUUUGUCCCAUUCGCUCGAUUCUGAAUCAUGUAUUAACAGAAGAACGACAAAAUGCGGACGUAUAGGAAAGUUCUUCAAGGUAAAUGAUAAGAACCUGAGAAAAAUGUUUAGAUAUGUGCACGACUGUGAAAGCUACACCUAUAGAAUCACCAACGAUUCUAACGCAAAGAUCACACACAAAUAUUGAAUUGUAUAGAAGACCGUUGAUGUUGCUUGAUGAUAC